Molecule: messenger RNA, 399 nt
Organism: Marchantia polymorpha subsp. ruderalis
Lineage: Eukaryota; Viridiplantae; Streptophyta; Marchantiopsida; Marchantiales; Marchantiaceae
Source: the annotation of a GenBank genome assembly
CUUCUUUCAGUAGACGGUUAACGGCACACUCUAAAAAAAUGAAAUCUGCUCCCCCCUCUCUUACUUGUGCACUGCUCGCACAUUCACACGGUUCUUAUCGUCUUUUCGUUGACUUCGUAUCCUUAUAAGUUCAAAGUCUGAAGAUUAGGUUUAUUCUUCCAAAGGUUUCGUUUCUCAGGUGUAGUUCAAUCUAGAAUUUCCGCCCAAACCUUGGAAUGGUAUGUUUGUCUUUAGACAGCGGCUGAACUUGUUGCAGAAAAAUCUUAGAACGCGGAGGAAGCACAAGAACCUACGAAGGCAAUCAAAGAUCACGAACGAAGAACUGAAGGUCGAGAGCCUGCUUUCUUGACUGGAAUCUAAGGAGUAAGGCAGAGACCCGAGCAAAUGAAAUCUCAGUGG